AUGAUCACCAGUCUGCUAAGCACCCCCGUGAUCGCCGGCUUGGCCAUCGCCCUGCUCGCCCUCAUCCUCGCCCCAUUAUUCUCACCACUUCGCUCUAUCCCCGGGCCCUUCUUCGCCAGAUGGUCAAGGGGAUGGAUGCUCUACCGUCUCUGGCUGGGCCGCUUCGAUCGAGACCUUCUCGAGCUGCAUCGCAAACACGGCCCGAUCGUGCGAUUCGGACCGUAUCACUACAGCUUCAACAGCCCCGAUGCCAUCGACAGGAUCCACGGCCACGGUACAGAGCUCGACAAGUCUAGCUGGUACGAGUCCUGGAAUGACCCCGGAUUCAAGACGCUCUUCUCCGAGCCGAGCGUCAAGGCGCACGCUCAGAUGCGGCGCAAGUUCCAGCCGACCUUUACCAUGUCGAACUUGGUGAGCUAUGAAAGCUUUGCGAACGAGUGUAUUGCUCUGUUAUGCAAGCGUUUGGAAGAGAUCGCCAACGGGCCGGGCGAAACGGAUCUCUCUCGCUGGACCCUCGCCUACUCUAGCGACGCCGUGAGCAUGAUCUCCUAUUCCAAACGUGUUGGUUUCCUCGAUGCGGGAGAAGAUGUUGGCGACAUGUGGAAGACCUUGCACGGCAACUUUGCCUACAGCACCUUUGUCGGUGUCUUUUCGGAGAUCCACCCGCCCAUCGUUUCUUUCAUGAAGUUCAUACAACGACUUAAGCUCGGAACCGGCACACCCCGCAUGUUCCUGGCUCGUUUCACUAGCAAGCUGAUCGAGCAGAGGCGGGCAGAGCGAUCGGAUGAGAAGACGGCGGGCUCGCUUCCAGCUCGACCAGAAGACAGCACGCCCAGAGACAUGCUCAGCAAAUUCCUCGACUUGCACGAUCAAGAACCCGCACGAUUCACGCUAGGCGAUGUCACCGUCGGCCUUCUAGGCAACGUCAUCGCUGGCUCCGACUCGACCGGAGGCGCGCUUACAGCCAUUCUCUACUGCCUUCUCAAAGAUCCUCGCGUGCUUCAGAAGCUGCGUGACGAGAUCUCUGCCGCCAGGGAGGCUGGUGCCCUGUCUUCCCCACCGACCUUCAAGGAAGCACACGACCUGCCAUACCUCCAUGCAGUCAUCCACGAAGCCAUGCGAAUGUACGUUCACGUCGGCCUACCCCUCCAGCGAAUCGUGCCCGCUGGCGGACGUGAGAUCGGAGGAGUCUACUUCCCACCCGGCACUGUCGUCGGCGCCACUCCUUCCGCCGUUCAUAUGAACCCCACCAUCUACGGACAAGAUGCCCACGUCUUCCGCCCCGAGCGGUGGAUCGAUUCGAGCAAAGAGACGCUGGCGGUCAUGAACCGAUACUGGGCGCCUUUCGGGCUUGGCAGUCGCACGUGCAUCGGGCAGAACAUCAGCAUGUUGGAGAUGAAGAAGGUCGUCCCGGUUUUGGUAUCUACUUUUGAUCUGGAAUUAGCUGGGGAGCUUCGGGCGGAAGGGGCGGAGAUGCAGUGGCUUGAUCGCUGGUUUGUCGGACCGGUGGCAUUACCGGUACAGGUUCGAUUACGAGGUUCCCUUGACGACAAGGAGUGA
Messenger RNA from Neohortaea acidophila, 1560 nucleotides. Its product is annotated as cytochrome P450. Lineage: Eukaryota; Fungi; Ascomycota; Dothideomycetes; Mycosphaerellales; Teratosphaeriaceae. Bases 1 to 1560 code for a protein of 519 amino acids. Gene Ontology annotation, molecular function: oxidoreductase activity, acting on paired donors, with incorporation or reduction of molecular oxygen; monooxygenase activity; heme binding. The record is from RefSeq and is a predicted model, not a curated record. The transcript has a single exon.